GUUCUCCACUCCGGCAAAUCCGCAUUCAAGCGUGGAACGUACACAGACCGUGGCAAACGUUGACAACUUGAGAUAAAGAAGCUGUAAAGCAUACCCGUUUAAACCAAUUACCAGCAACUGAAGAGAGGAAAAUGAACCCAAAGGUUGGCGGAAUAGAGAUCAUCGGCGUCGUUCUACCAGGAGAUGAGAUUCUAAAGUUCAACCCAGACAGGAACAAGGAGCGCAUCUUUAUAGGGCCAGGUCUCCGGUGGGAAGAUAAUGUCGUCCGUGCAACAAAGCCAGGGCUUUUGAAGAAGACACCUAGGAAAUUGUAUUAUGUAGACACACACCAGAAACGUUAUAUUCCUCAAAGAAGAGAGUUUGUAAUUGGGAUAGUUUUAAAAAAGAAAGGAGAUAAUUAUGCCAUAGAUAUAGGAGGAAGUGAAAAAGCAACUAUAUCUUAUUUGUCAUUUGAAAAUGCUUCCAAAAAAACAAGGAAAGAAAUGAAACCUGGAGAUCUUAUUUAUGGACAGCUAAUUGUGGCUAACAAGGAUAUGGAACCUGAGUUAGUAUGUAUUGACAUGUAUGAUCGUGCAGUUGGAAUGGGAUCUCUACCUGAGGAUGGCCUCAUGUUCAGUAUUCCAUUGCAUAUUGCCCGGUCGAUUGUUGAUCCAGAAAAUCCAUUUCUUUUGACUAUCAGCAGGAAGGUUAAGUACACAAUAGUCGUGGGUUUCAAUGGACGUGUGUGGGUGAAGGCUAAAAAGCAGAGUGAUAUGGUGGCUAUCAUGAACUGCAUUUUGAUGUUAGAUGUCAUGACCAUACAGGAAGCAACUGAAAAUGUCUUUAGAUAUUUUGAAUCCUUUUCAAAGUGUGAACCUGAGGCGUUGAUGUGCUAGUUAUUGUAUGGUAAGUUGUGUUGUAAAUUUAGGUUUUUUAUGCUGAAUUGUAAACUGAGAAAACAUAACAAUUCUGAUUAUGCUUGUACCUGUUUUGGUAUUUUAAAUAUAAGAAAGUGCCACUUUUUAUGUUUACAUCUGGUAUGACACUAUAUAUGAAUGCAUCCUUUCAUACAAGGCCUUAGCACCUUAAUUUUUAUAUAAUGAACUUUUAGUAGUUUUCUAUUAAACUCGUGUACUGAACAAAAAAUAUUUACAGUAAGAAAAUUAUGAACUCGUUUCUUAACAGUGUUUUAACGGAUAGUAUUUUUUGUUAUUUGUAUGAGAAAAGCAAGCAAGAUAGCAAGCUUUGUGAUUGCCCCCACCCUUCCCCUCUCCCACCAAAACGGAAGCAAAAGUUGUCAUGUCGUGUGCAAAAUAGUAAGAAUAAAUGAAGAAUUAGUACUGUAUAGUAUAACCACUGUUCUCCCAUUAUAACAAAUAUCUUUAAUUUGGCAAGAUUUGCAUUAAGAAUUACUGUAAAAUAUGUUCUGUAUAUAAAAUUUGUACAAAAUUCCCUGUGCGCUUCAUUUUGUUAUCUAUACUGUGAUUACCGGGUAUGUUUUAAAAUGGUUUCAUUACCACAUACUGUACUUGUACAGUAUUUAUCUUUUCAUAUUCUGCGGCAAUAAACAGCCAUUUUCACUAUCAUUUUAAUUUAUAUUUUAUAACAGACUUCUGUAAAUGAAUCUUCAUAUUUCACUUUUUUCUUGCGUAUAAUGUAUAAUGCUGUUUAUGCUGACCAGAUAUGUUAAGUUGAACUCUAAUCCAUAAUUCUUCAUUUCUGCAAUAUUGUAUCUUAUUCUUUAAUUCAAGUAUGUAUGCCUAUUUUGCUUAAAAUAUAAAUACAAUAUUGUAUCGGCUGUGUUACUAAAUCGAACGUGUUAUUCAUUAGUGUAUUCAAAUCUUGCCAUUAACAAAAUAAAAAUUUUUGAGUAAA
Molecule: messenger RNA, 1854 nt
Organism: Procambarus clarkii (red swamp crayfish)
Lineage: Eukaryota; Metazoa; Arthropoda; Malacostraca; Decapoda; Cambaridae
Product: exosome complex component RRP40
Biological process (GO): TRAMP-dependent tRNA surveillance pathway; poly(A)-dependent snoRNA 3'-end processing; nuclear polyadenylation-dependent rRNA catabolic process
Cellular component (GO): nuclear exosome (RNase complex); cytoplasmic exosome (RNase complex)
Molecular function (GO): RNA binding
Source: RefSeq, a predicted model, not a curated record